Molecule: messenger RNA, 909 nt
Organism: Epithele typhae
Lineage: Eukaryota; Fungi; Basidiomycota; Agaricomycetes; Polyporales; Epitheliaceae
Product: kinase-like domain-containing protein
Exons: 2
Biological process (GO): intracellular signal transduction; protein phosphorylation
Molecular function (GO): ATP binding; protein serine/threonine kinase activity
Source: RefSeq, a predicted model, not a curated record
AUGGUGCAGAUGAGCUCCUCGCUCCCGAACUUCACUGGCAUCAUCCUAACUCAAGACGACUUCUACCUCCGCCUCGUCGAGGAGCUCGGCAGUGGUGCUUACGGAGUCGUCUACCUCGCAGAAGACAUCUCCCCCACGCCACGCGGCCCGCGCUACUAUGCGGUGAAGUGCAUGCUCCGCUACCCCGAACGCUCCGAGCUCGCAGGCCAACAGCGGCGCGAGCUUGCGCUACACGCGGCGCUCGCUGACAUCCCGCACGUCGUGGGGCUGCACGCGAUCAUUGAGGAGGAGCUCCACGUCUACCUCGUGCUCGACUUCUGUCCUGGCAGCGACCUUUUCAGCGCGAUCAUGGACCGAGCUGCGUACGCGCAGAACGACGAGGCGAUUCGACGGGUGUUCCUGCAGAUCAUCGACGCGCUCGCCGAGUGCCACGCGCGGGGCGUAUACCACCGCGACCUCAAGCCAGAGAAUAUUCUCGUCUCUGCGGACGACCGCGACGUGUUUCUCGCCGACUUCGGGCUCGCGACGCGCAGUACGCGCUCCACCAAUUUUGGCUGCGGAAGCUCCUUCUACAUGAGCCCAGAAUGCCUCGGCACGCCUACAGCCCCGUCCGGCAAGGGAAAGCCCUACCGCACCGGGCCGUCCGACGUCUGGUCGCUCGGAACCAUCCUUUGCAACCUCGUCAGCGGGCGCAAUCCGUGGCACAUCGCCUCCGCCACGGUCGACAACGGGUUCCGUACAUACCUCCGUGAGGGCCCGGCAUGGCUCCACGCAAACCUCCCGAUUUCGGCAGGCACCGCCGCGAUCCUAGGCGCGAUCUUCGAGCCUAGCCCCCGUCGGCGCAUCACGCUCCCCGUACUCCGCGAGGCCGUCCUCCAGCUCGACUCGUUCUUCCCCGUAGCUCGCCCC